Messenger RNA from Pyricularia pennisetigena, 726 nucleotides. RefSeq lists its product as uncharacterized. The transcript has a single exon. The coding region runs from base 1 to 726 and encodes 241 amino acids. The record is from RefSeq and is a predicted model, not a curated record. NCBI's taxonomy places the organism in Eukaryota, Fungi, Ascomycota, Sordariomycetes, Magnaporthales, Pyriculariaceae.
AUGUAUUCAACCACAAGUUCCAUGAGCCUUCGCUCACUCGCUGUUAUCUUUGCCCUCCUGCCCGCCAUCGUUCUUGCACACCCCACCGCAACGCCCACUACCACAAGCACAGCCGCAUCGUCUACACCCAGUUCCAGCACGCCAACCAGCACGGCGGCGACCACAUCCACAUCAUCCGCCUCCUCCACCAUCACCGGCACGCCCGCGUACUGCACAACGGCGCCACCGCAGCCCAAGUUCGACAUCCCCACAGGCACCACGCGCCCCGUCCCGCCCCUCCCCUGCACCGGCGCCUACGAUGCAGAGAAGGGCGUGUGCUGCAAGUCCACCGACCCCAACUGCAGCGGCAGCGGCGUCGAGUGGCAGCUGCCCCUGGCCCCCUGCGUGACCUCGAACCCGUUCUACAAGGGCUGCCCUGGCAACAUGCUCAACAACGUGUGCUGCGAGAGCGCCCGGGUUGCCUUUGUCGACGGCAAGGUCAGCUGCGAGAACGGGAGGAGUCUGUUCAUGGUCAUGACGAGCGCCGACAAGACCGUCACGAGCUCCUUCGGCCCGGCCAUCACCACCCCAGGGCCGAGCACCUCCCAAACCCCUCCCAGCGCUAAUCCGGGCUCGAGCACUGUCCAGACCACCACAAAGACCGGUGGUGCUUGGAUGCCUGCGCCGACGGGAGCGGCGCCUGUUGCUGCCAUCCUCGGCAUGCUCGGCGCUGCGGCUGCUUUGUAA